Messenger RNA from Sinocyclocheilus anshuiensis, 1213 nucleotides. Its product is annotated as LIM domain transcription factor LMO4. The transcript has 5 exons. The coding region runs from base 368 to 865 and encodes 165 amino acids. NCBI's taxonomy places the organism in Eukaryota, Metazoa, Chordata, Actinopteri, Cypriniformes, Cyprinidae. The record is from RefSeq and is a predicted model, not a curated record.
CACAUGUAGACUUUGUACAGCACAAGCGACAAGCAACGGAGAGACAUCAGCGCGGAGGACAGUUCCAAACAGAGGCGCUCGCUUCAUCUGUGGAAAUUACAGAAGACAUUCCCGAACGCUCAUUUAACAAAACCGCAGUCGAUCUUUCCAGUGAUAACCAGAACAUCUGAAAAGGUGACGGCAACAGUGGAAAUACAAUCUGAAAACUCCAUUUGCUCCACUCUUUCGCAGCAGUGAGAAGUAUUCAUGCACGCGCUCCGUCUGUGAGUUUGUUGGACUGUGAGCGUUAUUUUUAUUGUCUACCGACAAAACAGCCUGCUAUACAUUUUUCAUUAACCACUCAACCAUUGCCUUUCAAAUAGACACAAUGGUGAACCCUGGAGGAAGUGCCCAGCCCCCACCUGUUGGAGCGGGAUCUCUGUCGUGGAAGCGCUGCGCGGGAUGUGGGGGAAAGAUCGCCGACCGUUUUCUCCUGUAUGCCAUGGACAGCUAUUGGCACAGCCGCUGUCUGAAAUGUUCCUGCUGCCAGGCCCAGCUCGGAGAGAUCGGCACAUCCUGCUACACCAAGAGUGGCAUGAUCCUAUGUAGAAACGACUACAUCAGGUUAUUUGGGAACAGUGGGGCGUGCAGUGCGUGUGGUCAGUCCAUCCCAGCCAGUGAACUGGUUAUGAGGGCACAGGGAAACGUGUACCAUCUCAAGUGUUUCACAUGUUCUACCUGCCGGAACCGGCUGGUCCCUGGUGACAGGUUUCACUACAUCAACGGCAGCUUGUUCUGCGAACACGACAGACCCACAGCACUCAUCAACGGCCAUUUGAGUUCACUGCAGACUAACCCUCUACUGCCUGACCAGAAAGUGUGUUAGGAUGCCGGUGUUGCUCAAAGCAGGAUGUGUGCCUUCAUUUCAGCCCCUCACUCAUUGUCACCCAAGACCUUUUCGGAUCAGACCCCAUCCCACUCCUUUUCUCAAAGUUCCGCUACUCCGAACCAGAGCGCCAAUCUCAGGCUUGAGCUCCACCUUGACCUGCAAUAGCCAGAGCCCCCCUUUCCUGCCCUUUACUCCAAACUCCUGAAUCAUGGAUGGAAAAUACCCAUGAGGCCCUGGAGGGGGAAUACUGAGGACUCUUAUGAACUGACCCAGGCGAGACCUCUGAUCCUGAGGGACUCAAAGACUGACACAGAGAGAGACCAGCUGGAGAGAAAAAAAAAAAAA